This is a messenger RNA of Girardinichthys multiradiatus, 2018 nucleotides long. RefSeq names its product erythroferrone. Gene Ontology annotation, molecular function: hormone activity. NCBI's taxonomy places the organism in Eukaryota, Metazoa, Chordata, Actinopteri, Cyprinodontiformes, Goodeidae. The coding region runs from base 256 to 1155 and encodes 299 amino acids. The transcript has 8 exons. The record is from RefSeq and is a predicted model, not a curated record.
AACUUUCAAACUGAGGAGGAAGGACUGCUGCUGCUGAUAGAUGAGGAGGACGAGGAGGAAGAACAUUCAGGAGUUACAGCUUCUACUGAGCACAGACAGGAUAGAGGAAGAUGAUGUGAAGCUUCAGAUGAAGAAAAGUUAAGAGGAAAAAGUAAAAGCAGCUGGGAAUGCUACAAUUCAGCAGAAUCAUGAUGCAAACGCUGCUGUUCUUGGAAACCUGAACAUCUUCAUCAUUUCAUUCCACCUCCUGCAGCCAUGCUGAGUAGGUUCUCCUCAGAAAGGAGGUUGAUGAUUGGAGGAAGGCUGCUGCUGCUCCUCCUGCUGCUCGGGCUGAUGGUGACGAUGGUGGAGGCAGCAAGCAUGGAGGAGCCAGACAACGCAGAGAGUCAGGAGAUCCAGGAGGAAGAGGAGGAGGAGAUGUUGGAACCAACAUCCUCCAAUGGGUCCAGAGUAUCUCCUCGCAGCUCAUGGCUGAUCUUCAGAAGAAACUCCAACAAAGGAGAAAACCGGAGAACCAAAGGCUCCCGGAGAAUCUCAAAGCACGGUCUGCCAGGACCACCAGGGCCUCCAGGACCCCAGGGUCCCCCAGGUCUCCCUGGCCCCCUUCUGCCCCAACAACAGGACCUGAUCCAGGAGAUGAAGCUCAAACUGGCAGACCUGGCCGGUGGAGUGUGUCUGCAGUGCCACCGUCCUCCUCGUGUCUCCACCUCCUUCUUCAGCCGCCUCCUUCAGGCCGCCUCCAUCCCCCGCCGCAGCCUGCUGGAGCUGCAGCCCUUUGGCCAGCCGUCAGAGUCGGAGCGAAGCCUGCAGAGGGGUCCAAGCUUCAACAGCAGCACCGGCAGAUACACUGCACCCAUCUCUGGCUUCUACCAGGUCACCGCCAGCCUCCUCGUAGAGUCUGGAGACCGAGUCCAGGUCCGGCUUAGGGACUGCGUCAGAGCGGCCAUCUGCAUUGAGUCGCUCUGUCAGAGUAACCUCUCUGUGGAGUCGGUGAUGGGUGCGGCAGCUGCUGGAGGAACGUUCAGCAUCUUACUGACAGGAACACUCUACCUGCAGGCUGGAGAGUACGUGUCGGUGUUUGUGGACAAUGCUACCGGGUCGGCCAUCAGUGUCCUGCAGGACUCUCUGUUCUCUGGAAUACUGCUAGGAAUCUGACGUAGAAUCUGACUGAAGAAACCAAAAAGCUGAAGGUUUUGACUCUAUAAACCCAGCCAGUGCUGUUCCCUGAUGGGGCUCGUCUGAAUGGACCCACAAUCUGCUGGGAACAAAUCCCAGUCUGUAUCUCAGACACUAAAGAACUUCCUGGAUCCACAGACCUGUUACUCGCAGCAAUGAGAUUGUGGAUCAGCCUGAACUUAGUCUGGAGAACUGUGGUUUAAAAGGACAAUGAGAACCAUCAGGAGUUUCAGUGGAGGUUACAGAGUUCCCUCGAAUCUGAGAGGAAUCAGAUUAACUGUCUUCCUGAACUAUCAUCAUCCCACCUAGAUGCUUAAGUUCCUGAAGAAUAUUCUGGAGGCCGACAUGGGAUCUCCAUGAACCUUCUGCUUGUAGCUGUCCGCCUUGUUAGAACUUCCUUUAAAGACCAGUACACGUUCUGUGUCCAGCUUGAUGUUUUUACCCUGAUUUUAUCUAAAAGACAGAAUCUCCGGGAUGUUCUGGUUCCAGAUCUUCUUUGUGCUAGACUAAGCUGGAUUUCAGGUUCUUCAGUGUAUUUCAUAGCGUUCCUCCCUGAUCAGAAUUUUCAUUGUUUUAAUAACGUCCGGAGGACCUCCUGUUGAGCUGUAUGCUGAUGAUGACGUUGUUUGCUCCUCAAACCUGUCAGAAAUUAUAAGAUAUCCUCAGUUCUUCACAGCCAACAGCAAUUAGAUUGUGAAGGUAAAGCAUAGUGUUUGUCAUAAAGUCGCUUGGUUCUGAUUAAAGGGAGGGUUUGGAUUUUUAAAGGUGAGGUUCUGUGAAAUUAUCACUGUUAGUGUCCUACCUGAGGGUAUGUCAGUUAGAUAAUAAACUCUGUCACAAGA